Messenger RNA from Aethina tumida (small hive beetle), 2084 nucleotides. It is a transcript of the gene Wnt2, whose product is annotated as protein Wnt-2. Lineage: Eukaryota; Metazoa; Arthropoda; Insecta; Coleoptera; Nitidulidae. Gene Ontology annotation, cellular component: extracellular region. The record is from RefSeq and is a predicted model, not a curated record. Gene Ontology annotation, molecular function: cytokine activity; frizzled binding. Gene Ontology annotation, biological process: positive regulation of JNK cascade; cell fate commitment; multicellular organism development. The transcript has 5 exons. Bases 551 to 1642 code for a protein of 363 amino acids.
AAAUUGAGAAACAUUGAUCAUAUCCCGACGUAAAUUCCCGUAAUUCCGGACGUGUCCUCGCCAAAUGCGCCGUGUCAGCAUUAAAAAAACAAUGCGUUGUCGGGUCCGCGACGAAACCGGCGUCGUUAAUAGUGUAUAGGUUGUAAUUAUCACCUAUAUAUCGUAAACUAUCCGAGUUUUGGAGGGGCUAGCCAUAUGUCGAUUGGUCCGCAUCUCAGGUAUACCGGAGCAGGUGAGACAAACAUCAACCAGAGACUGGCAUCACUAACCAACUCUCGUGCCACUCUUGUGAUCCCACGAGAAGCUCGCGAACUGACCCCGCGAUCACCGCCAAAAAAGACAUAUAUAUAUAUACACAAACAAAAAUAAUAACACGAAAGUUACGUUACAAAUUUUCGCGGUACCUACAACAAGUAACAUUUUGGACGGUGCGUUACAUACCGUUUCCUGUGUGUGUGAUUUGUUAUGGUUUCUUCCGGGAUUGAUGGUGAUUGAUCAGUGAUGUUCUGUGAUCGGAUUGGUCAGAUGUGCGCCCCUGAAUUAUUGCAGUAUGCGGCGCAUUUUUAAGUGGCACCGGAAGAAAAGUCCUGGACUGAUCGUGCCGCUGUUCCUGCUCCUGAUACAAUUCAGGGUAAUUUUUUGCGUGGUGAACCUGGGAGCAGAGGUCUUCUGCAGCCGAUUGCCAGGUUUGACUGCAAAACAAAGAGACAUGUGCAAGACAUCACCCGAUGCGAUGGUGGCCGUCGGUGACGGCAUCAGAUUGGCAACGGAAGAAUGCCGAUACCAAUUUCGGCAUCACCGGUGGAACUGUACGAACAUCGAGAACCCUCAGUCGUUCGGAUACGUCGUCAUCGUAGGUUCCAGAGAAGCAGCCUUCACUUACGCAAUAUCCAGCGCGGGAGUGGCGUAUGCAGUGACUGCAGCUUGUGCAAGGGGUAACAUUUCGGCAUGUGGCUGCGCUUCUGGACCCAAACAUAGAGAACCGAAUCCACCCGGAUGGAAAUGGGGUGGAUGCAGUGUAGAUAUCAACUACGGGGUGAGAUUUGCCAGGAAAUUCUUGGAUGCCAGGGAGUUUGAAGGCGACGAAAGGAGCUUGAUGAAUUUACACAAUAACAAAGCGGGGAGAAAGGCUGUGAAAUUAAAUCUAUUUACAGAAUGUAAAUGCCACGGUGUGUCGGGUAGCUGUACCAUGAAAACCUGUUGGAAAACCCUUCCUACAUUUAGACAAGUGGGCGAUAGCCUGAUGAAGAAGUAUUAUAGGGCCAGACCUGUGGCCGCCACGCCCGCCCAACCUGGACCCAGAGGACUGGACAUGCCCAAGCGGUCGAAGCGCAUUCAUUUAGUGUUGAAAAAGGGCCGCGUGCCCGUUAAGAAGUUACCAAAGAAAUCGGAGCUGGUGUUUCUGCAAAUGUCUCCCAACUACUGCGAGAGGGACAUCGCUUCUGGGUCCUUGGGUACUGUCGGCAGAGCGUGCAACAGAACAUCCAAAGGUAUUGACGGUUGUGAUUUGAUGUGCUGCGGCAGAGGCUAUAACACUCACCAGUACACAAAAACCUGGCAGUGCCGAUGCGAGUUUCACUGGUGUUGUGAAGUUACGUGUGACACGUGCAGUGAAAGAACUGAAGAGUACACAUGCAAAUAGAACUAUACAUUAUAUGGCGGAGUCUUAAAUGUAUCGAAUAAACUUGUGAUUGUUGAUCCACUUGCAAAUGGAUGCUAUUGAGAACCUCUCGUCUUAGAUGAGUUAAUAAACAAUGUACUUAAAAAAUAGUCACAAUUAGAUGAAAAAUAAUUUAUUUAGUUUUAUCCAAUUUACUCUUUACAAAAGAUAUUAAAUUAUUUUUAUCCUAAAGUUCUUUAGUAAUGUAAAACCUUUUAGACUCAUCUGAUGGAUUCGUGUAUGUGUGUAUGUUUUGUACAAAUUUUAGAUAGUGCUUACAUGUUUUGACAAUAUGAAAUAGGCUACUUAACAUUUAAUUAUUUGAAAUUCUUAAAAUGUAGUAUAAGUUAUUUAUUGCAUCUACUUUUAUACACUCGAGCGAUGUAAUCUUUGUAUAUUGGCAAAUAAAACAUUUCUACUUCUU